Messenger RNA from Marmota flaviventris (yellow-bellied marmot), 2394 nucleotides. It is a transcript of the gene Pcdhb7, whose product is annotated as protocadherin beta 7. Gene Ontology annotation, biological process: homophilic cell-cell adhesion. Gene Ontology annotation, molecular function: calcium ion binding. The record is from RefSeq and is a predicted model, not a curated record. Gene Ontology annotation, cellular component: plasma membrane. Lineage: Eukaryota; Metazoa; Chordata; Mammalia; Rodentia; Sciuridae.
AUGGAGACCAGUGGGGAGCACGCUGUACAGAAAAGGCAAGUCCUGUUUUUCUGUUUAUUUCUGGGAGUGUUUGGGGCUGGCGCGGAACCGCUUCGGUAUUUUGUGGCGGAGGAAACUGAGAGAGGAACUUUUCUGGCCAAUUUGGCCAAUGACUUGGGGUUGAGGGUGGGAGAACUCUCAGACCGACGGUCUAGAAUUGUUUCAGACCAGAAUAUGCGAUUUUUGCUGCUCAAUUCGCUUACUGGUGAUUUACUUCUAAAUGAGAAAUUGGACCGGGAAGAACUAUGCGGCCCCACAGAGCCCUGUGUGCUUCCUUUCCAGUUGUUAUUGGAAAAGCCUUUUCAGAUUUUCCGUGCUGAACUACAAGUCAGAGACAUCAAUGAUCAUUCUCCAGUCUUUCUGGACAAAGAGAUUCUCUUGAAAAUAUCAGAAAGUACAAAUCCAGGUGCAGCAUUUCCUUUAGAAAGUGCACAGGAUUCAGAUGUUGGAACCAAUAGCCUGAGUAAUUACACCAUCAGCCCUAAUGCCUAUUUCCACGUUAAUGUCCAUGUUGGUGGGGAGGGGAAUCUUCUUCCUGAAUUGAUACUUGAUCAAGCGCUGGAUCGAGAGGAGAUACCUGAGCUCAGUUUAACCCUCACGGCCUUGGAUGGCGGCUCUCCGGGCCGAUCCGGAACCACGCUAUUACGCAUCCUGGUGGUAGAUGUCAACGACAAUGCCCCUGAAUUUGUGCAGUCGCUCUACAAAGUGCAGGUACCUGAGAACAGCAGGGUUGGCUCGCUGGUCGUCACUGUGUCAGCUAGAGAUUUAGAUACAGGAAGUAAUGGGGAAAUAGUCUAUGCAUUUUUUUAUGCCACUGAAAGAAUUCUCAAAACAUUUCAAAUCAAUUCAACAUCUGGGUAUCUUUAUCUUAAAGCCAGAUUGAACUAUGAAGCAAUUCAAACUUAUACAUUAACUAUUCAGGCCAAAGAUGGUGGAGGACUUUCUGGAAAUUGCACAGUGAUUGUUGAGGUAACAGAUAUAAAUGAUAAUCCACCAGAAAUUCUCAUAUCAUCACUUACUAGUCCAAUUGCAGAAAACUCACCAGAGACCGUGGUUGCUGUUUUUAGGAUUAGAGACAGAGAUUCAGGGAACAAUGGGAAAAUGGUGUGCUCCAUCCAGGAUGAUCUCCCCUUUGUCCUGAAGCCAUCUGUAGAAAAUUUCUAUACAUUGGUAACAGAGAGAUCUUUGGAUCGAGAGCAGAACACUGAAUACAGCAUCACAAUCACUGUCACUGACUUGGGGACACCAAGGCUGAAAACUGAACACAACAUUACUGUCCUUGUCUCUGACGUCAACGACAAUUCCCCUGCCUUCACACAAACAUCCUACACGCUGCUAGUGCAUGAGAACAACCAGCCCGCCUUGCACAUCGGAAGCAUCAGAGCCACAGACAGAGACUCAGGCACCAACGCCCAGAUCACCUACUCGCUGCUGCCAACCCAGGACCCGCACCUGCCCCUCACCUCGCUGGUCUCCAUCAACGCAGACAAUGGGCAGCUGUUCGCGCUGAGAGCACUGGACUUCGAGGCCCUGCAGGCAUUUGAGUUCCACGUGGGCGCCACAGACCAAGGCUCGCCUGCACUCAGCAGCCAGGCGCUGGUGCGAGUGGUGGUGCUGGACGAAAAUGACAACUCGCCCUUCGUGUUGUACCCAAUGCAGAACGCCUCUGCGCUCUGCACCGAACUGGUACCCAGGGCAGCAGAGCAGGGCUACCUGGUCACCAAGGUGGUGGCGGUGGAUGGAGACUCGGGCCAGAACGCCUGGCUGUCAUACCAGCUGCUCAAGGCCACGGAGCCAGGGCUGUUUGGCGUGUGGGCGCACAAUGGCGAGGUGCGCACCGCCAGGCUGCUGAGCGAGCGCGACGCGGCCAGGCACAGGCUGGUGGUGCUGGUCAAGGACAAUGGCGAGCCUCCGCUGUCUGCCAGCGUCACGCUGCAAGUGCUGCUGGUGGAUGGCUUCUCCCAGCCCUACCUGCCGCUUCCGGAAGUGGCACCCGAGCGCGCGCAGGGGGACUCGCUCACUGUCUACUUGGUCAUCGCCCUGGCGUCGGUGUCGUCUCUCUUCCUCUUCUCUGUGCUGGUGUUCUCGGCGGUGAGGCUGUGCAGGAGGCGCAGGGCAGCGCCGCUGGGUGUCUGUUCUGUGCCUCAGGGACAUUUUCCUGGCCACUUGGUGGAUGUCAGUGGCACCGGGACACUGUCUCAGAGCUACCAGUAUGAGGUGUGUCUGAAAGGAGGUUCAGGGACCAACAGUGAGUUCAAGUUCCUAAAACCAAUUUUCCCCAAUAUACUAUCCCAGAGCAUAGGGAGGGAAGUGGAGGAAAAUCCCUCAUUUCAGAAUAAUUUGUGUUUCUCAUAA